Cornus florida is the source of this 2677-nucleotide messenger RNA. RefSeq lists its product as uncharacterized. Bases 1983 to 2534 code for a protein of 183 amino acids. The record is from RefSeq and is a predicted model, not a curated record. The transcript is spliced from 3 exons. Lineage: Eukaryota; Viridiplantae; Streptophyta; Magnoliopsida; Cornales; Cornaceae.
AUGGUCUAUUUAACCUAGCUCUUUCUAACACCCUUCAUAGCCUCCUCCUCAACCGACACCUCUGAUGAACUAACAGCUGUAAACAUCUCGGUCUUCUUUUAGGGUUUGUUUCCAAUGAGGGGCUGUUUCCUCCCUCUUUCUUUUGGCUAUAUUAUCAACAAUGCAGAGGCUUUUUGGGUGGCCAACUGCUACUAAUCGGGUGAACGUCGUAUAAACGGAGGAAGAUAAACAGGAUCGACGGAAAACUGGUCGGGAACGGAUAGUUGAAAGGAAUCGGCGGCUAGGGUUUUACUCCAAAUCAGCAAAAGCCAUCCUGUUUGUAUUGACAUGUUUUAAGCUCUGAAGGCUUUGGCGGUUGAGUCUUUAGGAGGCAUUGUUUGUUGACCUCAAUAAGUGUUUAAUUUACCGUAUACAAGUUUAAGUGUCUCGAAUGACACCUCUUUCCAGCCAACAAAGCUAAGGCAAUAUAUUUCCAUUGAAGAGGGACCCAAAUUUGUUUGUCUGGAAUUUUGCAGGGUCAGGGACAUUGUCACUCAAUUGAGGCUUACUUCCUUGGCUAGUAGAUUUAGUGUCUGAUUUCCCUUCAGCUAAUCUGUUGAGAGUCCCUCAGAACCCCUCAAUGGCUCGAGCCCUUCGUUUGAAGGGCUCAUGGCCCCUUUCUACCACACUUCAUGCAAGAAUGAAAUUGGAUCCUUAUUGUUCAGGUGUGGUUGGGUUGUUUUGUGAAUGAUCUAAAAUACUGAUAUAGUCAACCUUGUGACUUUAUGUUUUCAUUAAAGAUUUACUGUAAUGAAUACAGGCAUUAACUAUAUGGUUAAUAAAGUUGACUAAUUGAAUUAUUAUAUUAAUAUACUAAUAUAAGUGGGAUGAUGAUUGACACCAUUUUUCAGCAUUUGCACUUCAUUUUUACUUUUUUUUAUAAUUGAAAUAAUAAAUUAUAUUUGCUUAGAAUUUAAUAAUUCACAACUAAAAAGAGAUAGCUUUGUAAUUGGAGACUUGAGAGUCUUUGAAUUUCAUGUUUAAAGUUGCGAUUGGAUCCAUUCAUUAAAAAGAAUCGAUUUAAUACAUUUCUUAUGUACCCAUAGAUGCUAUAUUGGAUUUGAAUCAGAUUUCGGAUCAAUCUAUAUUGAUUGACUGCCUCCAUUAUGUUGUUACUUGCAAGUACCACUAUUUUUGGUUUUGGAUCUUCCAAAUCAUCCCUGCAGGAGAUCCAGACCCAUUUUUGUUUUCUGAUACUUCGAUAAAAAGAUUCAUUUUUCUUCAUAAAAAAAUAGGAGGUAGAACCAAUAAAGUUUUCUUUUUAGAUUCAUCCCUGGAGUUGAAUACCUCAUUCAAGAAUUGUUUUUGAUGUCCCUUCUCUAUUAUUGGUGUCAUAUCUGUGAAUCCGGAUCCCCUCCAACGGAAGGGAUCUUGUGCCUUGGUCAUGUGCAUUGUCUAGAUUGCUGGUGCAAUGCACUAUAUAAAAGCUGUUGUCGUAGUGCAUAAGCAAUGUGAGUUGUUUCAUGAUCGAUCUAAUGACAAAACGGCACAAGAUGAAAUGACAUAAUAGAGGAUCAGGUUCCGUAUAUGUGGUUGCUGGUUUAUUAAUAGUUUGCUACAAAGAUUGAAUUUAUUGGCACUUCAAAUUUUUGUGAUCCUACUAUUACUCAAAUACUAUACAUACAAAGGGCCCCAUUUGUUACUAACUCCGUUACUUGUCUAUUCAUUCAUACAUGCCAAACAUAAACAGACCUGACCCCUCUACAGUCACCUCCACUAGCGUGGAAAAUACAACAAUGGGGAAUCAUAAUCCACGCCCCUUUUAUCAUCAAUCACUCAUAUUUAUUGCCAUUACAUAAAAUUUUAUAACUAAAGUUUAUUCAUACUCUCUCUUUCUCUAAUUAUUUUGGUCCUUGAGAUGAGCUCCACGGCCACCGUUGGCCUUACCAUAGAGAGAGAGGUGGACACCAGGAUCACGGUGAGUGAAAGAACUGUCCAAGAGAAUGGAAUUGUUCACACCCUGCACGUUGCUGUUUAUGAAUGCAGUCUUCAAUGGCCACACCAGUUUGUCAGGAGGAAGGACCAGAGGAGAUGUUGGGUUUCUAGAAACAGGCUCCAUCUUGGGGGAUAGAGGUGAGGUUUUUGCCAAAGGGCUGAUGAUUUUUGGGGAGGAUGUUGGUGUGGCAGCACGAGCAUUGACAGUGGUGGUGGCGGCAGCAGCAGAGAUAGAAGAAGGUGGUGCCGGUGGUGACAUUACUUUGUGGGCUGGAGAAGUGGGCAAUGAAGAAGCUGAAAGUACUUUUUUGUUGGGAGAUGGUGGUGUUGAAGAGGAGGAUGCAACUGGAGGAACAACUGGGGAUUUUGGUGAUGGUUUUGGUGCUGGAGACGUUGGCAAAGAAGAUGAAGAAGCGGAAACUUUGAUGAUUGGAGAUGACGGGACAGAAGUGGUGGCAGGAGGUGGUGCAGCAACAGGAGAAGGUUGUGGUGAUGGCAAAGCAAUGGCAGCUGGAGGUGCAGCAGCUACAGGUGGUGCUGGAGGUUGGGCAGGUGCCUGAGGCUGAGCUACUGGGGGCGGCCUAAGUGUGGGUCGGACAAAUGGUGGCCUUGGCUGGCGAGCAGGUGGUUGAGCCUGCGCUAAAGGUGCUGGGGCUGGGGCUGUGGGGCGAUUCAUAGAAGCUGAUCGGAACCAUGGACGAGC